AUGUCGAGGAGAAGCAGCGCCAUGGCUACCAGCUCCAAGGACACCCCCGUCGCCCAGCAGCCCGCUAUGGACAAGCAAAAGACGCUGCUCUCGGCCGACGUUGGCCACUUUUCUCUCGUACGCGCCAUGCACCUGGCCGAUUUAAUCACCCUCAUGAAUGGCUUCUGUGGCGUCAUGUCCAUCUUCUCGUCGCUGCGGUACUGCCUUGGCGACCCAAAGACCCUCGAUAAUGUCUGGCUGGCGCUCGCCUUCCUGCCCUUUGGCCUGUUCUUCGACUUCUUCGACGGCAAGGUCGCCCGUUGGAGGAACAAGAGCAGUCUCAUGGGACAGGAACUCGACUCUCUCGCCGACUUGAUCUCGUUUGGUGUCGCCCCGGCCAUGGUCGCCUUUACCCUCGGCCUACGCUCCCGCCUCGACACGGUUGGUCUCGCCUUCUUCGUCCUCUGCGGCCUCACCCGCCUGGCCCGCUUCAACGUGACCGUCUCGGUACUUCCCAAGGACGCCACCGGCAAGAGCAAGUACUUCGAGGGCACCCCCAUCCCCACGUCCCUCGGCGUCGAUGCAAUCAUGGCAUACUGGGUCUACAGCGGCUGGAUCUUGAAUGACCUGCCCUUUGGCGCGUGGUUCCAGGGCUCGGCCUUUGAGUUUCACCCCGUGGUGCUCAUGUUUAUGCUGCACGGGUGCCUCAUGACGAGCAAGACCAUCCGCAUCCCAAAGCCGUGA
This is a messenger RNA of Hirsutella rhossiliensis, 723 nucleotides long. Its product is annotated as CDP-alcohol phosphatidyltransferase domain-containing protein. Gene Ontology annotation, molecular function: phosphotransferase activity, for other substituted phosphate groups. The coding region runs from base 1 to 723 and encodes 240 amino acids. Gene Ontology annotation, cellular component: membrane. The transcript is spliced from 4 exons. Lineage: Eukaryota; Fungi; Ascomycota; Sordariomycetes; Hypocreales; Ophiocordycipitaceae. Gene Ontology annotation, biological process: phospholipid biosynthetic process. The record is from RefSeq and is a predicted model, not a curated record.